CUUUUGUAAGUCGUGUACAGUCUUGUUUUCUGUACGAGAAAAAAUAACUUACUUUUCUUUCGCAACUGGCCAAACGCUUUAAAUUUACCAGUUGUGGGCCGAGAAUCAAGCGUGCUCUAUUUUCAUCAGCGUAGUAUUACUUAGCUCGCCUCUCGCGCAGCGUUCGACGUCUGGUGCAGAAAAAAUGAUGUCAGGUUAGAAAGUGGCUGUCGUUCCUUUCUUCGAGACAGAGAAAUGCCGACGUUUCUCGAUAUUUGGUGAUCUCCAAGUUACGAACCCAGCCUGGAGCCAAGUAUGCCGGCAGUACUGUUGGAUCGGUUGCCCCUGCCAAGCUUGCAGGCGUACACGGUCAUCAGCGUCUUGCUGCUAUCAGGAUCUGUUUAUUAUGCUGUUCAAGUCACCUCACAGCUGGAAUGGAAGAUCAACGCGACGUUCAACUUCGACUUCUCUACGGAUAUUGAUACCACCAUGACUGUGGGGAACCUUACUUUUGUGAGCAACCAUCAGCUUACGCUUGAACAGUUUCUGUUAGAGCAUCACUGCAUACGACGGCUGCUGGAGAUCGUUUACUUCAUGUUUCAAGAACCACUCUGCGUAUGGACUCUGAUCAACAUGGCCUAUUGCUGCCUGAUCCUGAUUGGCAAAGUCAUACAGAAGCUUGUAUUUGGUGAGCUUCGUGUCUCCGAGCAACAGCACAUGAAGGACAAAUUCUGGAACUUCGUCUUCUACAAAUUUAUCUUCAUUUUUGGCGUGAUGAACGUUCAGUACAUGGAUGAAGUGGUUCUCUGGUGCAGCUGGUUUUCUGUCCUGGGUUUCCUCCACCUGCUGGCCCAACUCUGCAAGGAUCGAUUUGAAUAUCUGUCAUUUUCACCAACCACACCAAAAAUGACACACAUACGCCUGCUUGCACUACUGUGUGGGAUCCUACUCAUUUCGCUGGGCCUCUUUGCCGUCUGUGUAGUGGUUGGCUUGCAUGCAGGUCCCAACACAUUUGCCUUCAUGGCUGCUGAGUGUUCUCUCGUCACAGUACGUACAUUGUAUGUGAUAGUGAGGUAUGGGAUCCACCUAUGGGAUAUCCACUGUGACAAAGUCUGGGAAAAUCGUGCUGCAUAUGUGUAUUAUGCCGAGCUCUGCUUUGAGUUGACAGCUCUUGCCAUCGACUUCUGUCAUGAUCUGCACAUGCUGCUCUGGGGAAACAUUUUCCUUUCAAUGGCCAGCUUGGUGAUCCUGAUGCAGCUGCGGUACCUGUUCUAUGAAAUCCAAAGACGUGUCAAAAAACACAAGAACUACUUGAGGGUUGUGAAGCAUAUGGAAGCCAACUAUCCGAUGGCUACAGCAGAUGAACUGGAAAAAAAUAGUGAUGAUUGUGCAAUCUGCUGGGACCACAUGGAGGCUGCAAGAAAACUUCCUUGUGGCCAUCUGUUCCAUAACUCCUGUCUGCGAUCAUGGCUAGAGCAGGACACGUCGUGCCCAACUUGCCGAAUGUCCCUGUCUGAGCCAGGAGGAGCCUUGGCUGGAGAGAGCCUACGAGAUGAGGGCCGCAACACUGCACUGCUGUUAGGAGCCCUCGGAGGCCAAGAGGAUGCCCCACGGCAUCAACAAAAUGCUACCACAAACCACUUUUUCCACUUUGAUGGUUCACGCUACGUGAGCUGGCUCCCCAGCUUUUCUGUAGAAGUAACACACACCAACCUCCUUGGCGGACAGCCACCACCUCCAGUACAGACCUCACAGCUUGACAACAUGGCUCGCCAGGUACAGCAGAUGUUCCCAGGCAUGCCAUUAAACACCAUUGUUGAAGACCUGCGGAGCACUCGAUCUGUGGAACUGACAAUUGAAAACAUUCUAGAUGAACGCCUUGUUGCACCUCCUACAUCCAUGUAUCAAACUGCUGUGCCAAGAAACAGUCGAGGCACAGUUUACCACACUGGCUUUCAGAAUCAUGGGCUGGACACUCAUAAAGAAGCACUUGCAGAUGAGAGAUUUCCAAGAAAUGCUUCUGCAAGUGCUCUGGAUUCCGGUUCCUCAAUGUUUCUUGAAGAUCCAGAACCAUACACCCAGGCUGAGGAAGCAUCCACAUCAGGGGACAACAGCAUGGGACCACAAGUGGGUGGCCGCUUCUCCAAAUCACCUAGUGAGAGAGAACGCAUGCUGUCGCGGAGGAAAGAGGAGCUUCUCAAAAUGGCCCGCAAGAAAUUCCUGGAUCGAUCAAAAGCAGGACCUUCACUCCAAAACCUGCGGCUGGCGUCAGACCUGUCGAGCAUGCCUCUCAGCCAGGCACACCGACGAUCACGCCUGCCUCACUUAGGAUCCUGAGGGAGGGAGACCUGCCCCUCUGUGGGUUGUGAGCUGCCCUUGUGGACAUCACACCCAUUUUGUACAGUUGGUCAACUAUAGUGAGACUGGUGUUCUCAUGGUCACUGUUGAAUCACGUGGACAUCAUUGCAAACAGCAGAGAGCAGUAGCCUUCUUGAAAGUCUUAGUAAGAUGCUGCAGUGAGCUUCCUCCCCCUUUUUUUUCCUUUUUUUUUUACGUGUAAGCGCGUGCAUGUGUGUGUGUGUUUGUGUGUGUGAAAAUGUGCAUUUGAUCUUCUGGCGACACCCUCCUGCAUACCGGCCAUUGGUGCACACCGAAGCAUCUUCCGACUGUGGGUGCUGCAAGUGUGCUCACCUAAUCCAAUGCCUACAGACUCUCGUGUGUUUCCGGCAUGGUACUUGGCAACCAGGAACAGUUAAAAGACGGCCAAGCCAGGACAAGUGGACAUGUCCAGUUGUGUGCUGUGCUUUGCGGGGCUUGGUAGCCGCAUUUGUGUUCAUUUUUGAGUGGGAUAUGCUCUUCUCAGCAAGUUAGCCUCCAGAAUGGACACUAGCCUUGCGAGUGUCAAGAGCUUUCUUUAUGCACUCUGCUGAUUGUGCACGUCUGCACGCACAAGGAGGGCUUAUUCUUUUUCUCUUCAUUUUCUGUGAAAAAAUUAUUAGCCAGCUACUUUCAUGAGGAGUUGCCUUCUGGUUUCUGGCAAUGCACCACUGAUGCCCGCACACGCAACAGGAAGUCUUAGGAGGCCGUACUUGGCAACCUUUGUCCACAGUCUCCAGGGUCAUCCCAUGCUAAAAAUUUGUCUAAAUUAAGGCUCAUGCUAGUAACUUGCUGUUUGUAAUACAUAGGAUUUCUUUGCUGAAGUUCUUGUAUUAAAGUGCAUUAUUUCAGCACAUUUGCGUGGUUUUUUGAAGCCUCGGUAACCUUUUCAGGUUUGUCUUUUUAUUUUAGAAUGAAAUGAUUUGUUUAGCAGCUUUUUCCAUUAAAAUCAUGGCAUUUUGUCAGUCUUUCACACAUACCUUCACCCAUUUAUUUUCCCCCACUUUAGUGCCACAUUUGCCUUCAUGGCUAUUGUGUAAAACGAUAGUUUUUUUGCACAAUAGUGCAUUUGCCUAACAACAAUAAUGUGUUUACCUUAUGUGCACUGUUGAACAAACACCAAGAACAAAAAAAGCAUAUUGAUAGAUUUUGUUCUGACUCGGAUUCAUAAGCACCAUGUUAUGUGCACAGGAAAAGCUAGAAAUAUUUUUAUUUUCACAGCUUCUUAUGAGGCAUUUGACAAGCUAGUUUUCAGUCAUGCUAUAUUAAAACUUGACAUUGUGCUGGAAAAAGUGUUGUGUGUACUUAAUACAUUGAGUAUUGUAAUUUGUAGACAGGGUAGAGCUAAGUGCAUAUACUGUUAAACGAGUUGUACAGUCUACUAGUAGACUGUCUAAAAAUAUAUAACAUUGGCACUAAGGGUUGUGCUGAAGUUUAAGUGCAGCAUUGUCAAGCAAUCUGCUCUGUUAACAACAAUUUGUUUAGGUUUAGUUUUUGUUAAAUGAGGAAUUUCUUGUGUUUAUUUUGACAAAGAUGGUGCAUCCUAUUUCCAGUCAUCUCUUUUCAGCCAGCUUGUCAUGUCUGCUCUAAAAAUCUUAUAAGCCUAACUGCUAAUGAACUAUGCUACUUACUUGCAGCACUAUGUCCACUGUAUACAUGUAUACAUCUAGUGAUUGACUAUCAUACUUCUCAGCUGAACAGAAGUUACUCUUUGAUUUCAAGGCUGCAGAGGGUGUGCAAGGGUUGUUAGUGUGUGUACCAGCCAAAGAAAUGUGCUUGCAGUUAAACUAUGGCAUGUCAAAUGGUAGAGUACUUUGCUGCUGGCAUAUUCAGAGCUCCUGUGAAUCAACUUCUUUUUCUUCACGUAAGUUUUACGUGUAUUUAUGUUACUGUCUGUACAGUGUUUUUACCAACAACUUAAGUUAAAGGGCAAACACCUUGCUUUCAUUGUAGCUUUUUGUAAAUCUUCUUUGAAAAGUGAAUAAAGUUGUUGCUCAAAGUAAA
This is a messenger RNA of Dermacentor silvarum, 4359 nucleotides long. Its product is annotated as E3 ubiquitin-protein ligase AMFR-like. Gene Ontology annotation, cellular component: cytosol; ubiquitin ligase complex; endoplasmic reticulum. Gene Ontology annotation, molecular function: ubiquitin protein ligase activity; ubiquitin binding. Bases 295 to 2316 code for a protein of 673 amino acids. The record is from RefSeq and is a predicted model, not a curated record. Lineage: Eukaryota; Metazoa; Arthropoda; Arachnida; Ixodida; Ixodidae. The transcript is spliced from 15 exons. Gene Ontology annotation, biological process: ubiquitin-dependent protein catabolic process; endoplasmic reticulum unfolded protein response; protein K48-linked ubiquitination.